Messenger RNA from Columba livia (rock pigeon), 3844 nucleotides. It is a transcript of the gene ESR2, whose product is annotated as estrogen receptor 2. The transcript has 9 exons. Bases 180 to 1841 code for a protein of 553 amino acids. Gene Ontology annotation, cellular component: nucleus; chromatin. Gene Ontology annotation, molecular function: nuclear receptor activity; estrogen response element binding; nuclear estrogen receptor activity. Gene Ontology annotation, biological process: cellular response to estradiol stimulus; cellular response to estrogen stimulus; regulation of transcription by RNA polymerase II. The record is from RefSeq and is a predicted model, not a curated record. NCBI's taxonomy places the organism in Eukaryota, Metazoa, Chordata, Aves, Columbiformes, Columbidae.
AGCCUGCCAGACAAGAGACCUGGAUAAAAAUGGAAAGAUAGGAACUCUUUGGAAUGCAAGCAAGAAUGAAUCCUUAGCAGUGUGAAUACCAUGUGUUUAUUGUUUUCUCCCUGCGGUGGCAGAGCUGCUUAUGACUACAGGAUGAAUAUUUGAACAACAAUCUUCAGUCUUGCUUCAAAAUGUCUCUGUGUGCAUCUUCUCACAAGGACUUUUCUCAGUUGCUGCCACUUCAAGAUAUUGGAUGUAAUAAAACAGAAAUCAAAAACUCACCUGCUAGUAUCGUCUCUCCAGUUCCCAGUUGUAAUCAGCCCACGUUGACAGCAGAACACAGUCCAGUCUAUAUCCCCUCCUCAUACAUGGAGAACAGACAUGAAUAUUCUGCAAUGGCUUUCUGCAGCCCUGCUAUGAUGAAUUACAACAUUACCAGCAAUUUUGGUGAUUCGGAGAGUGCGUCCGUGAGGCAAACGUCGAGCCCCAGUGUGAUCUGGUCUGCCCCUGGCCACCUUUCCCCUCUGACGCUGCACUGUCAGUCGUCGCUUCUGUACACCGAGCAGCCAAAGAGUCCGUGGUGCGAAGCAAGACCCAUGGAGCCCGUGCUGCCUGUCACCAGAGAAACGUUAAAAAGAAAAACUCACGGCAACGACUGUACAAGCCCCAUUGCAAAUAAUCCUGGCUCAAAAAGGGAUGCCCACUUCUGUGCAGUCUGCAGUGACUAUGCUUCAGGAUACCACUAUGGGGUCUGGUCGUGUGAAGGCUGCAAAGCGUUCUUUAAAAGGAGCAUUCAAGGACAUAAUGAUUACAUCUGCCCAGCUACCAAUCAAUGCACGAUAGACAAAAACAGGCGCAAAAGCUGCCAGGCAUGCCGGCUACGGAAAUGUUAUGAAGUGGGAAUGAUGAAAUGUGGCUCAAGAAGAGAACGUUGUGGAUAUCGGAUCCUGCGUCGCCACCGUAAUUCAGAAGAUCAGGUGCAUUGCAUUGGCAAAGCUAAGAAAUACAUUGAGACGGCAACCCGCGUAAAAGAGAUCCUGCUCAGCACAGUCAGCCCAGAGCAGUUUGUUUUAAUGCUACUCGAAGCAGAGCCUCCCAAUGUGUUGGUGAGUCGGCCCAGCAAACCAUUCACGGAGGCCUCCAUGAUGAUGUCCUUGACAAAACUGGCAGACAAAGAGCUGGUUCACAUGAUUGGUUGGGCCAAAAAAAUUCCUGGCUUCAUUGAUCUCAGCCUCUAUGACCAAGUGAGACUCUUGGAGAGCUGCUGGAUGGAAGUUUUAAUGAUUGGUUUGAUGUGGAGAUCAAUCGACCAUCCCGGGAAAUUAAUAUUUGCACCAGACCUUGUACUAGACAGGGACGAGGGGAAAUGCGUAGAGGGAAUUUUGGAGAUCUUUGAUAUGCUCCUGGCCAUGACCUCGAGGUUCCGAGAGCUGAAGCUGCAGCACAAGGAGUAUCUGUGUGUCAAGGCAAUGAUUCUCCUCAAUUCCAGCAUGUUUCCCUUGUCAGCAGAAGAACCUGAAAGCAACAGGAAACUGCAUCACCUGCUGAACAUAGUCACCGAUGCUCUGGUGUGGGUCAUUGCCAAGAGCGGAAUCCCCUCGCAGCAGCAGACAACUCGUCUGGCCAAUUUGCUGAUGCUCCUCUCUCACAUCAGACACGCAAGCAACAAGGGAAUGGAGCAUCUCCUCAGCAUGAAGUGUAAAAAUGUGGUCCCAGUGUAUGACUUGCUGCUGGAGAUGCUGAACGCCCACACUCUGCGGGGGCAAAGGAAGUCCCCGAUCACACAUCCCGAAUUUGGCCCAUUCGAACAAAUGGAGACUGGAGACAGCCUGCGAGCCGGGGCAGCUCAGUAAUUCUGCCGAGACCUGGAAAUGUGAAACUUGUUCAAAGCUACAGGGAGAAAAAUCAAAGCUACUCUGAUGGGACUGCUGAAGUGUGACCGAGUGCGAGGCCUCAUCCUGUCUUGAUUUGCACAUGGGCAUCUUGGGAAAGGCUGGUGGGACACAUGUCUCAGUCCGUGUUUCUGAUGUUACAACAGCUGCACUUUCGUAGUGCCUUUUCCAAGACUCUUCAAAAGCACCUUAUGAAACUCAGCCUCAGAGCAGUACUGCGAGACGGGAAUUGCUGCCUCUCCUGGUUUAGAGGCAGGUGGACUGAGAAGGAGAGAUCAGUGGCCUGGUUUAAGGUGACAAAGUCAUCUGUGUCAGGUCUAGGAGUGAGCACCUUGGUCGUCUUCUCCUGGACCAAGGCUUUUAAGCCCCGACUAAGCAACCUCCUCUUUCAGAGUGAGAUUGUUCAAAAGGUAGAGCAGCAUCAUUUGGGACUGAUCUGCUAACCUGUGUGUGCUGGUCCAUGGGGAACACCCGCUCUGCAGCUGGUCUAGAUAAAGUGCCGAGAUAUGUACAGUGUAAAGGAGUUUGUUCUUUUCUCAAAUAUGCAAUGGCUGCAAGGGCCUCCAUUUGGAGACCACUCAGAAUAGCUUGUAGGGACCAUUCAGAACCUCUUCAGAAAUGUUAAAUCGAGCUUAAAGUUUGUAUUUUGUGAGUCUGUUCUUAACACUCACAUAAUUAUCUGUGUAUAACUCUUCAGUGCUUUAAACAAUGACCAAACUGCCUGGAUAUUUCAGUCAAUGCUGACCUUUGAAACGUGUUUUUGUCUGUGAGAUCAACGUUGUUUUAUAUAUUUAUUAACGAUGUUAAAUCUGUUAUCAUAUUUAGGUACAAGAGGUUGCUCCGUGAGUAUUAACUGUUUGCAUUUGUAUAUGAUCUGCUAAUCAGGGCUUGUGAAAUCAGCUACAAACAAACCACUUUCCCUCCCUUUUUGACUCAAGUGUAGAAUUACAUCCUGUCCACCCAAAACCACUUGCUGCCGUCUUGCAGGGGACGAGGACCUGAGCCUGGACCUGCUUUUCUCGGCUGCCCUCAGGUUUGCUGCUGUUUUGUUUUCGAAGCGCAUGGCACCUUCUGCUGUGGUCCUCAAAUCUUGCGUAGGGUCCCCCAAAGAGCAGGGUGGGUGAUGGCUCCGGCACUUCCUUUGCUUUGCAAGUUGGCUGAUUUGUUUGAAUUUCACUGAAGAUGCAGGUUUAAACCCCAAUGUUGUGCUGAGCUCUGCAUGUGUUUAAGCUGCACGGAGUGAAAAAAACCAACAACAGAAAUCCCCAACAAAACCAGAGGCAUUACUCUGGCUGAUGACCCCAGUGAGGAGCAGGAUGACACCAUUCAUUCUGGCAACUGCCAAUAUUGCAUUUUGGUGUCAGCUAGAUCUGCAGUUACUCUAAAUAGAUAUGUUUAAAUAUGAUACAUGCACGUGCUGGGCGUUCCAGCUACUGUGAAAUUUAACUGGGAUCACACCAAAAGUCUAUUUUGAGCCAGUAAGUCUUUUGGAUUAGGGACUUUGAUUAGUGUGCCACUUACAUAUUUUGAAUAUUAGUCAAACUUUUGAUCUUGAUGUUUUUUUAAAGCCAAGGACAAUAUUUUUUAUAGGAGGGACAUGAAGAGUUUUCAGUGAGUUACACAAAUCUAUUGUCCUGUUUUGAUCUUAUACUAUACCAGAUGCUGCUGAUGGUCUAAAUUUUUACUAGCUACCUUUUUAUUGUUUUUAAGAAACUGUAAUAUAGCAGUGCCCUUUGAAAUAAGUGUAAUAUGUACUACAAAGAAGGGGAAAAUGGGAGUACAGUUUGGAAUUCAUUGGUACAUUUAUUUUGAGGGAAGUUUUGCUGUGAAACAGACGUUUUUCAGUGUUUCUUGGGCUUGAUCACAUUCCGGCCUCAGUGUCUGUUGUGUUGUUCUUUCUCUGAUUUUUCCUUAUCCUGUGUAAUCUUUUUGUUUAAUACAGUUUUUCAAAGAAAUGGUUAAAA